AUGGCAACCGAAGCCUUCUUCUCUGAUUUCGAAUUCAUCGGCGAACAAUUCCUCGACCAGGCAGCCGCCUCACUCGACAUCCUACCCACGCUGCCGCCAUUAACUCUCCCCGCUCCCGGCGACAUUACCGUCUCCGACUACCUCGAAGUACAAACUAAACCCGACACACGUUUCGACGGAGAUUUCAGAUUCCGUGAACAACUGGAGAUCCCAUCGUCGGAGUUAAUUGUCGACCGGCAUUACCGCGGAGUCUGGAAGCGGCCGUGGGGAAAAUUCGCGGCCGAAAUCCGUAACCCUAAGCGGCGAGGAUCUCAGAUUUGGCUCGGCACGUUCGAUACCGCCGUUCAGGCAGCAAGGGCUUACGAUUGCGCUGCUUUCCGGAUGCGCGGAAGCAAGGCUAUCCUCAACUUCCCCAACGAGAUUGGCCAAUUGAUGGAUAAAUCUGAUCGGAAUACUUCGGCGAAGCCCCCGAAGAAGACGGGUAGGGAGUGUGGGAAGGCGGCGAAGGUUAUGAAGAAGGAGGGUUUAGAACAAUCGGAAUGGAAAACUCCGGCGGUGUGCGACAGGAUUCCAGCGAUAUGGCCGGUGGUGUGGGAUGAAGCAGAGGUGUUUGACUUGCCGCCUUUAUCGCUGUUCGAUUCGCAGCGAACGAUGGGGUUCCCGCAGCUGAUUGUAACUUGA
Phalaenopsis equestris is the source of this 681-nucleotide messenger RNA. RefSeq names its product ethylene-responsive transcription factor ERF105-like. Gene Ontology annotation, molecular function: DNA-binding transcription factor activity; DNA binding. The record is from RefSeq and is a predicted model, not a curated record. Lineage: Eukaryota; Viridiplantae; Streptophyta; Magnoliopsida; Asparagales; Orchidaceae. The coding region runs from base 1 to 681 and encodes 226 amino acids. The transcript has 2 exons. Gene Ontology annotation, biological process: ethylene-activated signaling pathway; regulation of DNA-templated transcription.